Molecule: messenger RNA, 1927 nt
Organism: Hippoglossus stenolepis (Pacific halibut)
Lineage: Eukaryota; Metazoa; Chordata; Actinopteri; Pleuronectiformes; Pleuronectidae
Product: protein CutA homolog
Exons: 6
Coding region: 244-750 (168 amino acids)
Biological process (GO): response to metal ion
Molecular function (GO): copper ion binding
Source: RefSeq, a predicted model, not a curated record
AGUGAGCAGCCAAUUGAACGGCGCAGACAUUAAUCACUGUCCUUGACCUCCAGAGCCACCUGUCAACACAUCAACACACCUCUUGUUUAAAAGCGAUGACUUCCCACACCGCAGCUGUUUGAACGAGGCAUGGAGCGGGUCUAGAAAUGACAGCACACCAGUUAUACAGGGACAGGGACUGGUAAUGAAUGAACUUGUGCACAGUGUGACCCGCCUUGUGUCUGCAGCAGCUGGACUGAGGGGAUGACAUUCGCUGCCACCACCAGGAUGCUCCUCCAGUGGUGCCACAAAGAGGCCCUCUCCCACUCUGCCCUCCGCUCGGUGCUCUUCAUGUCAUUAAUGCUGCUGGUCCUGUCUGUGUCCCUGUAUCCUGGGUUGUGGUCCAUUGGCGUCCGGCUUCACUCAGCCCUCACGGGGAGCUACGUGCCAGGCCACCACUCGGUGCUGCUCCUCAACAGCCCCAACGAACAGGCAGCCAAAGACAUCGGCAGGGCGAUCAUGGAGAGGCGGCUGGCAGCCAGUGUUAACAUUCUCUGCAGGACCUCCACAAUGUACUAUUGGAAAGGCGAAAUCCAGGAUGCAAGUGAAAUUCUGAUGCUGGUGAAAACAAAGACCUCCCGGAUCCAGCAAGUCACAGAUUACGUGAGGUCUGUGCAUCCCUAUGCAAACCCAGAAGUCCUUAGCUUCCCGGUGGAGGACGGCAGCUUGGCUUACAUGAAGUGGAUGGAUGAGGCCAUUCCAGAUGACUGAUGCAUCACUAGAAUCAAAUCCACUCUCAGCAGCAGCAGCAGCAGCAGAAGGAGGAAAACAGCGAUUUGUGUGCACGCUGUUGUUUGAAGGCUUUCGGAUCACUGUGGUGGAGCACUCGACUGAACCAAAGUUCACUACAUGACAUUUACAUUAUUUCAUCUUGCUGCUCUGAUCUUUUCACAGUGAAUUCCACAAUAGACUGUGGAGAGUGUGGAGAUUUCAGCCUUUAUACGAGGUUUAUACCAGAGCCUCAGAAAAUACAUGUUUCUGAUUGACUGCCAGCUGUCAAUCAUAAUUGUAUAACACGACGGGGGAGGGGGGGGGGGAGCAGAUCCAGUCGACCACUGCAGAAACUGACACAACAUGGAUUAAAGCGACUGCUAACUAACUUUUGAAGGUGGACAAUUUUUUCAUCAUGCAUUCUUCCUCCACCUCUUGCAUUAUUGAUUUCAUAUGGAUACACUUCUUAUACAGGUAACGCUCUCCUCUAACAGCAGUAAUACUUUACGGAUAAUUACGAAACUUGGUGGAAAGAUGCGGUAUGGGUCAGGAAAGAACCCCUUACCUUUGGUGUUGAUAUGGAUCAGGUGGCAGAUCUUUUUUUUUUUCAUUUUCUUUAACAUUGCGAAAUUGGGUGUUUUUCAACAUUUUAAUUGAUUUAUCGAAUCUUUUUUUUUUUUUUAAACAGGCAUAUAUCAGGGGACUGAUAUUUAUGAGUGUGUCCAAUUUGGUGCAGAUCCAAAUAAAAAUGCGGAUACAGUGAAUUUAAAUGUGUUUCCAUAAGUUGGGCCUCAGCUGAGUGUCAAUCUAAUGCUGUUUGUUAUUAUUGAGAAUUUGCAUUUGCAGUUUUGGAACAUAUUAAGGGUAUGACAAUAUAUAGCACAAGGGAGAUUGGUUUGUCAUUGUCACUUUUAGCCUCUUUCUGAACAUAUCAUUGCCCAUACAUGCGUACCUACACACAUAUAUUACCUGAUAUGUCGUGUUGUGAAUUGGAAAGUCAGCUGCGCUUUAGCAAAACGCUGAGUCCUCACAAAAAAUAAACUUGCUCAGCAACAUUGGAAGGAACAUGAUGUCAGAGCAACGUGCAGGUACCUAGCGUUCAAUACUUGAUUGAUUUAUCAGGCAGUAUAAGAGGAACACAGACCCGUGUGGCGGGCGCGUGCAGCCUUACUAUUUC